Messenger RNA from Aureobasidium vineae, 921 nucleotides. The record is from the annotation of a GenBank genome assembly. NCBI's taxonomy places the organism in Eukaryota, Fungi, Ascomycota, Dothideomycetes, Dothideales, Saccotheciaceae.
AUGUGGCCUGUCGCUUUUCCGACCAUAUAUCACACCAACAUUGCCGGCAACCUUUUCCUCCCUGACAACCUGGACCGCAGCCAGAACUACUCUGCCGUGGUGGUUAGCCACCCCAUGGGAGCAGCGAAAGAACAAAGCGCCAACCUGUACGCUACCAAGAUGGCUGAGCAAGGUUUCAUCGCUAUUUCCAUCGACCUUCCAUCGUACGGCGGCAGUGAAGGGCAACCCCUCAAUAAUGUUAAUCCGGAUAUGUAUGCAGAGGGUGUUAGCGCCGCUGUGGACUAUCUCGGCCUCCAAUCCUAUGUUGACCGCAGACGCAUCGGUGCCAUCGGUAUCUGCGGAUCUGGAGGCUUCGUUGUCAGUGCUGCAAAGAUCGACNCCCGCAUCGCAGCCGUAGCCACGGCCAGCAUGUACGAUAUGGGCGCGGUCAACCGCGAUGGACUCCAGCACUCCCAGAAUGUCAAGCAACGCAAACAAGUCAUAGCCCAGGGAGCCGAACAACGUUGGACCGAGGCCGCUGGCGGUGAGGUCGCCUACAGUCUGGGAACUNCUCUCCAGAUCACCAACUCUUCUAUCGCUCUUGAUCGCGAAUUCUACGACUUUCAUCGCACCUCGCGCGGUGAAUUUACACCACCAGGCUCAGCUCCAAAUGUGACCACUGGACGCAGCAUCACCAGCAACCUCAAGUUCAUGAACUUCUACCCAUUCAACGACAUUGAGACAAUUUCUCCAAGACCAAUACUGUUCAUCUCUGGUGACAUCGCACACUCCCGCGAGUUCAGUGCUGAUGCAUACGCUCGUGCUGCAGAGCCCAAGGAUAUUAUCUGGGUACCUGGUGCAGGACAUGUUGAUCUCUACGAUCGCNGGAUUCCAUUCUCUAGGCUAUUUGACUUCUUCCGCACCAAUCUGGCGCCUCGAUAA